Daktulosphaira vitifoliae (grape phylloxera) is the source of this 1014-nucleotide messenger RNA. RefSeq lists its product as uncharacterized. Bases 1 to 1014 code for a protein of 337 amino acids. The record is from RefSeq and is a predicted model, not a curated record. The transcript has 2 exons. NCBI's taxonomy places the organism in Eukaryota, Metazoa, Arthropoda, Insecta, Hemiptera, Phylloxeridae.
AUGAGAUUCGCAUUGAAUUGCGUAAUAAGGAAAAAUUUACUAANUGAGAUACGCAUUGAAUUGCGUAAUAAGGAAAAAUUCACUAUACCAUGCGAAAGUUACUUGCAGAUCGAGGGAAAAGUUGAAAAACCGGUUGCAGCCGUCGGUACAGUAGUAAUGAAUCAAAAUUCUAUGAUGAAUCUUUUUGAUGAAAUUAGAUUUGAAAUAAACAAUCAGACAAUUGAUAAAACAAAAAAUGUUGGUGUAACUACGACUAUGAAAGGAUACUGUUCGUUCACGCCUAACGAUAUCGUACGGUUACAACCAGCUGGAUGGAAAAACGAAAAUAAAUUAUACAAAGACGAAGACUUCAUGGAUGACAACGAAUUCGUAGCACAAUGUCCGCUGUACAUGUGUAUGGGAUUUUUCGAACGAUACCGGCGUGCAUUAGUGAACUGCAAUCAAACACUUAUUUUGAUACGAUCGGGCACCGACAGUUCCGCUAUAAUGCUCGUACCACCAACAGGAGCGCAAAAAAAACAGGUUAUGGCCAAAAGUAAUAUUGCGUUAAUCAAACAGACGAAAGUGAAUAUUACAAAAAUGAAAUGGGUCGUGAAGUAUUUUNUGAAUAUUACAAAAAUUAAAUGGGUCGUGAAGUAUUUCGAACCGAAUGUAAAAACGGAAUUGGGUCUAAUGCGUAUAUUGGAUAAUAAAAAAUGGUUACCGUUAGAGUUUCAACACUGGGACACUGCAGUAUACCCACUGGUUCCGCAAACAACCGCUCAUACGUGGCCGGUGCGUGCGUACUCAGGUGUUGAAAAACCUAGGUAUCUACUCAUAGCCAUGGUGACGGAAUCCGAUGGGGUACACGGAAAUUUCAACCAUUGUUCUCUGCGCAACAUUAAAGCGUAUUUGAACGCGGACGAGUACCCGUACGAAAACCAAUAUGCAGAUUUUGACAAAGGCACAAUUAGAGCAAAAAUUCAAAGGUGCUUAAAUUGUGUUGCCAAUUCCAAUAGUUGCGCCACCGAUUAA